CGAGGGGGGCGGGGGCCUGGGAGAGUGGGGCUGCCGGGCGAGUCGACGCGUGAACAGAUAGACCUGCGGACCGGACAGCCGCGGCCGUAGGCACUUCUAGCCCCGCUUAACCCCUGAUGCGCGGGGGGACGCAACCCCUCUCGCUGGGGGAUGCUGCGGGAUUCUUGGCGCCGGGCAUCCGGGGCGCCCGCUAAACCCCUGUGCCUAUCCUGUGCCCCUGGGGAAGCGAAGUCCGGCCGCAGGGAAAGAGAAGCGGCCGCCGAGACGCUGCAGGGUGCCGGGCGGGGAGGGGGCUGGAGGCCCCAGGCCCGAGGGCAUGGAGCGGUUAGGGGAGAAAGCCAGUCGCCUGCUGGAGAAGUUAAGACUCUCGGACUCCGGCAGCGCCAAGUUCGGCCGCAGAAAGGGUGAAUCUAGCAGGUCUGGGUCUGAUGGGACCCCCGGGCCGGGCAAGGGGCGCCUGAGUGGGUUGGGGGGACCUAGGAAAUCAGGGCCCCGUGGAGCUACUGGGGGACCUGGGGAUGAGCCGUUGGAGCCAGCCCGGGAGCAAGGCCCCCUGGACGCUGAGCGGAACCCUCGCGGCUCCUUUGAGGCGCCGCGCUACGAAGGCUCCUUUCCCGGGGGGCCGCCUCCCACCCGGGCCUUGCCUCUACCUCAGUCAUUGCCCCCCGACUUUCGGCUGGAGACGGCCCCAGCCCUAAGCCCCCGCUCCAGUUUCGCCAGUAGCUCAGCCAGCGACGCGAGCAAGCCGUCCAGCCCCCGGGGCAGUCUGCUGCUGGAUGGGGCGGGGGCUGGUGGAGCCGGAGGUAGCCGACCCUGCAGCAACCGUACCAGCGGCAUCAGCAUGGGCUACGACCAGCGCCACGGCAGCCCCCUGCCCGCCGGGCCAUGCCUGUUUGGCCCACCUCUGGCCGGGGUUCCGGCGGGCUAUUCCUCUGGAGGGGUGCCGUCCGCCUACCCCGAGCUCCACGCUGCCCUGGACCGACUGUGCGCUCAUCGGCCCGCGGGGUUCGGCUGCCAGGAAAGCCGCCACUCGUAUCCCCCAGCCCUGGGCAGCCCGGGAGCUCUAGCCGGGGCCGGAGUGGGAGCGGCAGGGCCCUUGGAGAGACGAGGGGCGCAACCCGGACGACACUCGGUGACUGGCUAUGGGGACUGCGCCGCGGGCGCCCGAUACCAAGAUGAACUAACAGCGUUGCUGCGCCUGACGGUGGGCACAGGUGGGCGAGAAGCCGGCGCCCGCGGAGAACCCUCGGGGAUUGAGCCGUCAGGUCUCGAGGAGCCGCCAGGUGCGUUCGUUCCAGAGGCCGCCCGGGCCCGGAUGCGGGAGCCGGAGAACAGAGAGGACUACUUUGGCACCUGUAUCAAGUGCAACAAAGGCAUCUAUGGGCAGAGCAACGCCUGCCAGGCCCUGGACAGCCUCUACCAUACCCAGUGCUUUGUCUGCUGCUCCUGUGGGCGAACUUUGCGCUGCAAGGCUUUCUACAGCGUCAACGGCUCUGUGUACUGUGAGGAAGAUUAUCUGUUUUCAGGGUUUCAGGAGGCAGCUGAGAAAUGCUGUGUCUGUGGUCACUUGAUUUUGGAGAAGAUCCUCCAGGCAAUGGGAAAGUCCUAUCACCCAGGCUGCUUCCGAUGCAUCGUUUGCAACAAGUGCCUGGACGGCAUCCCCUUCACUGUGGACUUCUCCAACCAGGUGUAUUGUGUCACCGACUACCACAAGAAUUACGCUCCUAAGUGUGCGGCCUGUGGCCAACCCAUCCUCCCCUCAGAGGGCUGUGAGGACAUUGUGAGGGUGAUAUCCAUGGACCGAGAUUAUCACUUUGAGUGCUACCACUGUGAGGACUGCCGGAUGCAGCUGAGUGACGAGGAAGGCUGCUGCUGCUUCCCUCUGGAUGGGCACUUGCUCUGCCACGGCUGUCACAUGCAGCGGCUCAAUGCCCGACAGCCCCCUGCCAAUUAUUGGGUCGGCCAAAAAGUUCCUUCGGUUUUUAAGUAAAAAUAAAAGACACGUUUUUCAUUUUCACCAAGAACUUUAUUGGACAGUGUAAUCACUGUUUUGUUCCACUACCUUCUACCAUUUUUCAGGCAACUUCAUAAUUCCAUCUUCCCAAAACUUUUUAUCUUUUUGAGCAAAGAACUGUUCCAGGUGCCUUUUACAGUCUUCCAGGGAAUCGAAACUUUUUCCAUUAAGAGAAUUUUGUAAAGACCGAAAUGAAUGGAAAUCUGAAGGUGCAUUGUCUGGUGAAUACAGCGGAUGAAUCAGAACUUCCCAGCCAAGCUGUAACAGUUUUUGCCAGGUCAUCAAAGAAACACGUGGUCUUGCGUUAUCCUGAUGGACAAUUAUGCAUUUUCUGUUGACUAAUUCCGGAUGCUUUUCAUCGAGUGCUGCUUUCAGUUGGUCUAAUUGGGAGCAGUGCUGGUUGGAACUUAUCAUUUGGUUUUCUGGAAGGAGCUCGCAGUAAAGGACUCCCUUCCAAUCCCACCGUAUACACAACAUCACCUUCUUUGGAUGAAGAUCGGCCUUUGGUGUGGUUGGUGGUGUUCAUUUUGUUUGCCCCACGAUCUCUUCCAUUCCACGUUAUUAUUGUACAGUAUCCACUUUUCAUCACCUGUCACAAUUUGUUUCAAAAACGGAACGUUUUCGUUACAUUUCAGUGGAGAAUCGCAUGCAGAACUAUGUUCAAGAACAUUUUUUUUUCGCUUAACUUAGGUGGAACCCAAACAUCAAAGCGAUGAACAUAACCAAGCUGGUACAAAUGAUUUUCAGCGCUUGAUCUGGAUAUUUUGAGGAUGUCAGCUGUCUCCCUCGUUGAUUGUUCUCAGUUAAUGUCUUGAUUUGAUUGCUAUCAACCAACUGGUCUACCCAACCGCGGAGCUUCAUCCAACGAGAGAUCUCCAGCAUGAAACUUCGCAAACCACUUUUGACACGUUCGAUCAGUCACAGCACCUUCUCCAUACACUGCAAAAAUCUUUUUUUGCGUUUCAGUUGUGUUUUUACCUUCCUUGAAAUAAUAAAGCAUAAUAUGCCGAAAAUGUUCCUUUUUUCUUCCAUCUUCAAUAUUAAAAUGGCUACACAAAAAUACACCAAUUUUUAUAAGUUUUUUUAAAAAUGCACACUGAUGUGAUAGCUGUCACAAUACAAUCUAACAAAAUUGUUUCAAAUGAAGUUAAAGACAACUAAGCGCUACUAGAGCCAUCUCAUGGAAAACAUCAAACGAACUUUUUGGCCAACCCAGUAUAUCUGAGAUGCAGUCACUGCCGCUGCCGUCACCACCAUUGACAAAUUCCUCUGGCCAGUGGGCCCCUCUGAGGCCAGCCAAGAAAAGGAAGGCACUCUGUAGCCCUGGCAGAAGAGUCCUCUAGGGAGGGCCCCAAGGGCCAGAGACCCAAAGAUCAAGACAUUCCAAAUGGAUUGUGGAGGAGGAGCCCUCCAGUUGCCAUGAUGUGGGUGACUGACCUUUCCAGGUGUGCAGCCUGUGCUGUAGCACAUAACAGGCACACACAGGCGGGUUCCAGUAUUUUCUAAAGGUCUGAUUCUAGUCUGUAUCUCUAGUAUACAUUUGUGUGCACACACGGGCACACACACACAAUCUCUCUCUCUCUCUCUCUCUCUCUCUCUCUCUCUCGUCAGGGGACUCUUACACUUGGUUCAUUAGUAGUAGUUCAGCUCUCCAGACCUGCUGCCUCUCAGAGGAAACCAGAGUUAUUUCCACCACAGCUCCCAAACUCUUGAGGUUCCAGGAGCCAGAGAGGCAAAACACUUUCACUUGGUUCUGAUCAGUUUGGCUAGAUCUCUUAAAACCAAUCCACUAAAAACUUGUUUACUUAAAGUUCACUUGAUGACCAGUUUGCCAAAAGCUGAGUUCCCUUUUGGGUAUUUUUAUAGCCAUUUAGUUGUUCUGUUCGUUUUUGUCGCGCUUGGGUAUUUCAACGAUUUAUAUCUUUUCAUCUAAGAGUACCCCUGAGUUAUCAGCAGCAUAAAUUUAUCAAAUUUGCAGCACUUUGUAAAUGACGAGAUUGCUUCCUACCUUUAUGGAUAUCUUUUUCUGUUACCUACUUUUCAAACUUUUUUAAAGUUUCCAGCAAUAAAUAGAAUUGGUACAGACA
This is a messenger RNA of Lagenorhynchus albirostris (white-beaked dolphin), 4101 nucleotides long. It is a transcript of the gene AJUBA, whose product is annotated as ajuba LIM protein. Gene Ontology annotation, biological process: negative regulation of hippo signaling; cytoskeleton organization; regulation of DNA-templated transcription. The coding region runs from base 317 to 1990 and encodes 557 amino acids. The transcript is spliced from 8 exons. Lineage: Eukaryota; Metazoa; Chordata; Mammalia; Artiodactyla; Delphinidae. The record is from RefSeq and is a predicted model, not a curated record. Gene Ontology annotation, molecular function: transcription corepressor activity. Gene Ontology annotation, cellular component: adherens junction; transcription regulator complex; nucleus.